AGCGCGCUGGGAUGGUUGCUAUGACGGCGUGUACGGUCCGUCGUGUCUGGCCGGUUCGGGCUUUGGCGGGAGGCUGUUUCCGCGCGUUGUCAGCGGCCAGCCAGGCGCGGCCUCGAGGGCUGGUCUACGAGCAGCACGGGGAGCCGGCUCAGGUCCUACAAAAUGUCUGCAAUUUUACCCUAAUCGUUUCGGAGUACUGGAUAAAGAAGAAGUGAUAACACAGAGAAAACUUCUAAAGAAUAUCGAUCUUGCAGAGCUAUGGGAUUCUGGGGUCCACGUGAAAAUGAUUGCAGCUCCUAUCAAUCCAUCAGACAUCAAUAUGAUUCAAGGCACCUAUGCUGUACUUGCUGACCUGCCUGCAGUAGGCGGGAAUGAAGGUGUUGGACAAGUAGUGGGCGUUGGGAGCCACGUGACCUCUCUGAAGCCAGGUGACUUGGUUAUCCCAGCUGAUGCAGGACUUGGAACAUGGCGAACAGAAGCCACCUUCAGUGAGGAAAAUCUGCUGAAAAUGCCUCCUGGUAUCCCGCUGACUUGUGCUGCCACCUUGGGAGUCAACCCUUGCACAGCAUAUCGGAUGUUAUCUGAUUUUGAGACCUUGAAGCCAGGAGAUUCUGUCAUCCAAAAUGCAGCCAACAGUGGAGUGGGUCAGGCCGUCAUCCAGAUCGCAGCAGCCAAGGGUAUCAAAACAAUCAAUGUGGUCAGAGAUCGACCUGACCUCCAGAGGCUUGUAGAGAGACUGAAAUCUCUUGGAGCAGACCACGUCAUCACAGAGGAGAUGCUGAGAAAACCAGAAGCGAAAGACUUAUUUAAGAAAGUUCCAAAGCCCAUGUUGGCCCUGAAUGGUGUGGGAGGAAAAAGUGCGACUGAGUUGCUGCGUCAUCUGCAGCACAAAGGGACCAUGGUUACUUAUGGUGGGAUGUCAAAGCAGCCCGUGACAGUCCCUGUGAGUGCACUGAUCUUUAAGAAUGUGAAGCUUCGGGGCUUCUGGAUGACCCAGUGGAAAAGAGACAAUGUCCAGAACAAAGACAAGCUGAGAGGGAUGGUUGCAGAUCUGUGCAGUCUCAUCCACCAGGGUCAACUCACUGCUCCCACCUGCCAAGAAGUCCCACUGGAGGAUUACCAAACAGCUUUGAAGGACUCUAUGAAACCGUAUAUAUCUGCUAAGCAGAUCCUGCUCAUGUGAAGCUGGUCCCGUGAGGAAAUUGGUCACAGCUGCUUCAAACAGCGUUCUGUUCGGUGCUUUCUGAUCUAGAGGAUUGAACGUCCAGUUUCCAGGCCACAGGGCUAUGGCAGAGGGAGAGACUGCUAGGGGAGAACUGUGGGGAGCAAAUGGCGCAGCCCGCAGACCUUGAAUAUAUAGAAGAGACCGUAAUUCAGUAAUAUAGAUGUUCUGGGGGGCCAAAUGCCUCAAUUUCUGCACCAGCAGGCAAUGCUGGUUAGCUUCAUGGCAAAAAAGCAGGGGUUGGGGGUGGGGGAUGACCCCUAGAAGUUUUACACUCUACAGUCCGGCACCUUGAAGGCAAAGUAUGUGGAAGUAGCUACUCGCACUGCUUUGAGUUUGCAUUCUGAGUGUCUAGAGCUAAAGUCUGUGACCAGGCUCCAAUCACAUAUGUCUUGCCAGAUCUGUGGGUGUGCUCACUUACUUGUAGCAGACUUCUUUGCUGGCUUUGGUGUGACAUGCACAGGCUAACUAGAAACUGGUUUCUGUGUUUUCUGGAUCAGGGGACUAGUCUGUAGCUAGCAAGCUUCUUCCCCUGUAGCAAGAGAAUUGCUUUUGAUUUAUAUACAGUACAAGCCAUUGUACAGAUCUUUUCCCUUUGUCUGUUCAAUUGCCUGUUCAGUUUCACUUCCCUGAUUGUUUCCCUGAAGAGUGCCCUGACAAGCUGCUCCUGUGUCUUAAAAAACAUAAUGUUGGUUGCAUCCAAAAUAGCCGUUUCUUCUUUUUUAAAAAAAUUAUCAUUCUAAAUACAAUACAAAAAUGCAAAUUCAAUACAUUACAAUAAAGAGAAUAAAACAUG
Hemicordylus capensis (graceful crag lizard) is the source of this 2018-nucleotide messenger RNA. RefSeq names its product mitochondrial trans-2-enoyl-CoA reductase (gene MECR). Gene Ontology annotation, molecular function: trans-2-enoyl-CoA reductase (NADPH) activity. The record is from RefSeq and is a predicted model, not a curated record. The coding region runs from base 284 to 1183 and encodes 299 amino acids. Gene Ontology annotation, cellular component: mitochondrion. NCBI's taxonomy places the organism in Eukaryota, Metazoa, Chordata, Lepidosauria, Squamata, Cordylidae. The transcript has 11 exons. Gene Ontology annotation, biological process: fatty acid metabolic process.